Messenger RNA from Penicillium chermesinum, 3615 nucleotides. Its product is annotated as putative checkpoint protein kinase (SldA). The transcript has 3 exons. Gene Ontology annotation, biological process: meiotic sister chromatid cohesion, centromeric; protein phosphorylation; mitotic spindle assembly checkpoint signaling. The record is from RefSeq and is a predicted model, not a curated record. Lineage: Eukaryota; Fungi; Ascomycota; Eurotiomycetes; Eurotiales; Aspergillaceae. The coding region runs from base 1 to 3615 and encodes 1204 amino acids. Gene Ontology annotation, molecular function: ATP binding; protein kinase activity.
AUGGCGGCCCCCGAUCUCAUUGAUUUCGACAUCAUCGAAGCACAGAAAGAAAACGUCCAACAGCUCCCUGGAGGCCGAUCAGCUCGCGAACUCGCCCGGAUUUUCUCAGGUGGCAGCAACAGCGACAAGCUGGCUUCGCCUACACCCAAUGACACACGAACCCUGAACGACGCCAUCCGACAAGAAUACGAAAGCGAACUCCAAUCAAUCGGAGAAUCAGACGACCCUCUCGACGUUUACGACCGUUAUGUGAAAUGGACAUUGAACGCGUACCCCUCUGCGCAAGCAACCGCCGAAUCCGGCCUCCUCCCGCUCCUGGAGCGAGCGACAAAGUCCUUCCUCUCAUCAUCACACUACAGAAAUGACCCACGAUACUUGAAGCUGUGGCUACACUAUGUCCGACUUUUCUCAGACGCCCCACGGGAGACAUUUGCGUUCCUUGCCCGGCACCACAUUGGUGAGGGACUGGCGCUGUUUUACGAAGAAUUCGCCGCCUGGCUAGAGGGCGCAGGGCGCUGGAAUCAAGCAGAUGAGGUUUACAGGCUCGGAAUUGACCGUGAGGCUCGCCCUGCUGAGCGAUUGCUGCGAAAAUACAGCGAGUUCCAGCAGCGCUAUGAGCAGCGGCCACAAGAUGCCGGGCCUUCGUCUCCUGCGCUUCCGACUGUUCGGCCUGCGCUUGCGGCGAAGGUUGAUCCAUUCGCUGCUUCGGAUACCUCUGACCCACAAGCAUCACAGCGCAGCCAGCCCCGGGUAGGGGGAGGCACCAAAUCAAAAUCUGGCAAGCCGAAGAUGGCCAUCUUCUCGGAUGGCGAUGCGGAGGCAAGCCAGCCGGCGACCAGUGGACAGACGAAGGGAUGGGAAACGAUUGGGUCCAUGGAGGAGCGCAAGAAGGAGAACAGGGUAGAGGCGAAACCGUGGGUGGGAGAGACUUUGAAAGCGGGAAAGAAGGCAGGUCCAUCACAGAAGAUGGCUAUCUUCCGAGACGAGUCCAAUUCCAAUCCACCUUCUCAAGAACCCAGUGCACCUAAACCAUCAGUUCCAGAACACCAUGUAAGGGAAGCGGUAAAUCCUCGGACAGGCCGUCGCGAAAGAGUGUUUGUCCAUUUGGAGGCAGUGUAUCCGGAUCGACAUAAUCCGGCCCACGAAGUCAGUUUCGAGGAACUACGCGCAAUCAAACGGGGUUGGAUGAAUAAGAACUGGAAGGCGCAGAAGGAGCCGCUGCAGCAGAUAUCUGGCAACAAAAGUGCUUCCGAGUCUCAGCCAUUGAAGCCCAAAGCACUUGGCCCCAAAACCGAUUCUCAGCCACUAGCGCAAUCGAAGCCUGAGAUGGAAGAACGGCCGCCGCAGGGCGAGGAAUCUCACGAUGCAAAAGCCAGCAAAGCAAGGCGGUUCAAGGUCCAGGGAGAAACACAGACAAUCAAAAUGAAAUUUGACUCGCCUUCGAAUUCUAAGGUCCGCCGCAAGAGUACAAGAGAGCCAACCAUGACUAUGCACACACGCGCCGCUACGGAUGAAAUAUACGAUCUUUUCAACCAGCCGCUAAAGGCCGAGACCUACGACGCGAACGAUAGCAUGUUUGGCAGUGAUUAUGAAGAUGACGACUGUGCCAGUACUGCCGAUACUACAGGUCACAUUUCCUCAACCUCGAGCGAUUUUGCGGACGAAGAAACUCAUACAUUCCACAAGUCAUACGACGAUACGGAAUAUGCGGACACCACUCGAGGCAGCAUCAUUGGGGACGACUGGACAGAAUUCAGCCCCAGUAAAGAUAUCCCCGGUGGCGGGAUUGGCGAUACUACCACCAACUCGAUGAUUAGCGAUGAUACUCGUGGCGACCGAUCCAACACAGGAACCCCGGAGCGAGAACGAUUCGUACCCCAAAUGCCAGAGGACUAUGCUCCUCCAUACGGGACAUAUCGUGAUCCUGCGAUCAUGGCUCAGAAUCGACUACCGGUCAUGACCCCCAUCACAGAGCGGACGGAGUCUUCGAUAUCAAUGACAGCGGCUCGUCAUCAGCUCUACAGUGCCAAGACCCCAUCUAAACCGCAAAUGGGCGACUUGCUUCUCUCCAGCCCGGUUGGCACCACGACCCCAUACCAUGGAGACCAAACCGUAUCUUCUGCUAUGGAUGCUCCUCUCAGUCCCACAGCAUUCAAGUCAAUUGCCCCCAAGGCACGCCGCCGCGAGGCGAUUAUCAAAGACUUGCGGUGUAACCCAACAGAUAAGGGAAUCCGCAACACCAUUUUGAAUUCGCUCGAGCCUUCGUUGGCAACUUAUGCUGGGUAUCAUGGCCAUGUGAAAGAAAGUAACUAUAGGUCUAUGAUCGAGAAAUUUGUCAAAAAUCACGCUCGACGCUCAAAGUGCCCUGAUGAUGAGCUUGACAUGCCCAUCCUCGAGUUUCCAGGAGCUGAAAGAAGCUAUCUGAUCCGACGAGAGCUCGGAGCGGGUGCAUACGCCCCGGUCUAUCUUGCGGAAAGCGUGGAUAGUCUUGAGUCCUACGAUUCCGACUCCGAUGAUGAAAACUCUCCUUUGCACAGUGGAGGUGGUUCGCGCUCCAAAAGAGCGAGUCCGUACGCUACUGCCCGUUACCCAUUCGAGGCCGUCAAGGUGGAGAAUGGGUCUUCGAGUGCAUGGGAGUUCUACAUGAUUCGAACUGCAUAUGAGCGUGUCCGAAGCUCUGAAUAUUCUCGGGCCACGGAUAGCAUUGUUCGCGCCCACGAAUUGCAUGUUCAUCAGCGUGAAAGUUUCCUCGUCGAGGACUAUCGCGGCCAGGGCACAUUACUCGACCUUGUCAACAUUCUUCGAAACGAGCAAAUCGGCUCGAACGGGGAAGGCGGGCUUGAAGAAUCCCUGGCUAUGUUCUUUUCCGUUGAGCUUCUCCGCACGGUCGAAGCACUGCACGCUAAUGGCGUUCUUCACGGCGACAUCAAAGCCGAUAAUUGUUUAGUCCGUCUUGACGAGGCAACCCCGGACGACGUCCCAACUAAGGAGCUGUCCCUUUUAGAUCUUGGAGCGGACGGGCCGGAUCAUCGGGACAGUAUAUAUUACUCUCCAAACGGCUACUACGGGUGGCGGAGCAAGGGCCUAGACCUGAUCGACUUUGGCCGCAGCAUCGACAUGCACGCCUUUUCUCCAUCAGUGCAGUUCAUUGCAGACUGGGAAACUGGAACCCAUGAAUGCAAUGAAAUCCGCGAGAUGCGUCCUUGGACGCACCAGAUCGAUCUGUACGGCAUUGCUGGUGUCAUCCAUGUUCUCUUGUUUGGCAAAUACCUCGAGUCGAUGCCCGUGCGCCGCAGCACAGGCGAUGCUUCCGGCACGACCCACACCUACCGCAUCCGCGAGUCCCUCAAGCGCUACUGGGACCGGGAGCUCUGGGCGGAUGUUUUUGAUUUGCUCCUGAACCCUACUGCUGACCGCUGGGCUCGAAUGGAGUACGGAGACAAUAAUGUGACUAUGUCAGCACCUGUGCUUCCCGUCAUCCAGUCUAUGCGCCACGUUCGUCAGAGUAUGGAGGACUGGCUUGUUGCUAAUGCUGAGAAGAAGGGUCUCGCACUGCAGCUGCGGAAGAUCGAGGCUUUGCUGGCCGAUCGGAAGAAGAAGCUUGAGCGUUCUUGA